UGUCACAGUUUCGGUGCCUUAAAUUUCUCAGGAACCCCGUGAGAUAAGGCUCUUUUUAUCACACUUCUAUAAACAUUCUUUCAGGUGGCGAUCGAGCUCAGUGUUCUUGGAUCCUUCGGUCUCGAUUAAGAAAGGAAAAUGCCGAUCGAGAGGAGCAGCAGCGGCAGCAAAGCUCAUGUAGUUCUCUUCACUUUCCAAGGGAAGGGACAUAUCAAUCCCUUCAUGAAUCUGGCGAAGCAGCUCGCCAAGCUUGGGGUCUCGGUGACACUGCUCUUUCCUUCGAAGUCGGCUCUCGCUAUGGUCACUUCAUCGGCUAUUGAAGGCCUGGACAUAAAGUUGGCAACUCUUCCCACUCCGGACCUCCAGCUACCAGCGACGGUCACCAUGCCGGGCAUUCGCAAGUCUCAGACCAACAGCGUUCACUUUGACACUUUCGAGGGCCCUCUCCGGGAUUUCCUUUGGGAAAUGCUAGAAGAUCCUUCUACAGUUUCACCAUCGGCAGUAGUAGUCGAUCUUCUCUUUCCUUGGACGACAUCAGUGAUAGACGAGCUCCGGAUUCCCAGAUAUGUCCUCUACACAGCCGCGGCAUCACACUUGGCUAUCGGUUUGCACCUCAACGCGAACAAGGAAGGUAAAAGCUUGGAGACACUGGCUAUGGAGGCCGAGAAGGAAGGUGUCAUCAGAGUCCCCGGACUUCCACCGCUAAAGUGGAACGAGGUUUCCAAAGAGCACAAGGAUAAGAGUGACACCUUCUUCGCCGGGGGAGAAAGCUACAGGCGGUUUCUACUCGGCUGCAAAGGGAUUCUUCUCAACACUUGCUACGAGCUCGAAGGAAAGGUGAUCGACGCAGUGCGAGCCGUGUAUCCGGAGAUCAAGCUGUUUCCGGUUGGGCCUCUCAUUCCAGAACAUCUGCUCGAUCAGUCUCAGAUCAAAGCAAACGCUGAUAAGUUUCGCAAGUCGACGUUCCUCCAGAGUUCCCGCGAUCUUCAGUGCGAGGCGUGGCUCAACAAGCAGGAAAAAUCAUCAGUGCUCUACAUCAGCUUCGGGAGCUGGAUCGGAAUCGUGGAGAAGCAGAUGUCCGAGCUAGCUUUGGCUCUCGAGUCGAGCAAAAAGGCCUUUUUAUGGGUGCUCCCAGUCCCCGACCCCGAGGCCGAUACCGAGAAGUUCCUGGCGAGUGUUCUUCCGAAGGGAUUCCAGGAGAGGACCAGCGAGCGUGGGCUGAUCAUUCCGGAAUGGGCGCCGCAGCAUUUCAUCCUCUCGCAUCCAGCUGUGGGAGGAUUCCUGACACACUGCGGCUGGAAUUCGGUGACCGAGAGCAUAUCAGUAACGGGGGUGCCGCUCUUGUGCUGGCCAUUCGUCGCGGAUCAGCCAGCGAUUUGCCGGUUCGUGGUGGACGGCCUCCGGAUCGGCGUGGACAUCCGCGAGAACAGGGAGGGGAUCGCCGAGAGCGGGGAAAUCGAGCGCGCUGUGCGCGAGGUGAUGGAGAGCGAUGAUCUUCGCGAGAGAGCUCGAUCGCUCAAGAACAAGGUGAGAGAGAGCUUGGAUCACAGGGCCUUCCAGGUGUUUGUGGAAAGCUUGAAGAAAGAGUAGCAAGCAUUUAAAAUUUAAAGUUUGAAUUUAAACUGGAGGUUUCUUACCCUAAA
Molecule: messenger RNA, 1643 nt
Organism: Selaginella moellendorffii
Lineage: Eukaryota; Viridiplantae; Streptophyta; Lycopodiopsida; Selaginellales; Selaginellaceae
Product: UDP-glycosyltransferase 72B2
Exons: 1
Coding region: 139-1590 (483 amino acids)
Molecular function (GO): UDP-glycosyltransferase activity
Source: RefSeq, a predicted model, not a curated record